Huiozyma naganishii CBS 8797 is the source of this 525-nucleotide messenger RNA. RefSeq names its product Csm2p (gene CSM2). Lineage: Eukaryota; Fungi; Ascomycota; Saccharomycetes; Saccharomycetales; Saccharomycetaceae. The transcript has a single exon. Gene Ontology annotation, biological process: recombinational repair. Gene Ontology annotation, cellular component: nucleus; Shu complex. Bases 1 to 525 code for a protein of 174 amino acids. The record is from RefSeq and is a predicted model, not a curated record.
AUGGACCCGCCAUUGGAGAGUACCCCACUAACGGUAUGGAGAGGCCCAACCCGUGACACGCUUGCUGCGAGGAUCUCGCAGUUUCUUCUGUCCGACACGAACAGAGAAUUGUACUAUAUUGACGUGACGGACUCGUUCCCGUUGCAGCAGUUCCAAGAGCGCGCGCCCCUAAACUCCCACCGCGCGGUGUACGACCACAUCAAGAUCAUUGCGUGUCUUGAGUUACGUGAGCUUUUGCAAAGUGUACUAAAGAUAACGCGCGCCAGCGACCAGUCUACUUUAGUCAUGAUCAAUUCCAUCGAUACGAUGUUUGCUAACGCGCAGUACCGAGACAGCCAAACUUGCUACGACGUGCUGAACGAGGUUCUACUGGAGCUGCGGUGGGCAAGCAGCCCGCAGUUCACCACGGUGCUCGUGUUCCCCCGGAACCGUGAACAGCAGCCACUGAAGCGACGCAAGACCGCUGCUGAGUCCCUCGAUGAGUUCAUCGGGAACUACUACGCGGAAAGAUCGGAACAAAUGUGA